AUGAGCCCGCUGUCGGUGUCCCCUUGUAUUACUGGUCUCUUUCUAUUGUCUCUGAAGGUGGGCGUGGCUAGGUCUGUUGCUUCCGCCAGUGGGACUUUUCUGCCAGUGGGUUUGUUGCUUCCCACUGGUAGGCCCUUUCCUCCUACCAGUGGACCUAUUACCUCUUGCCAGUGGAACUUUCUUUACGGUUGCCAAUCACCCAAGUUCCUUUUGUUGCCGGAGAGUUUAUCACUUCCACUGGGUGGUCCAUUUAUCUCACUGACAAAACGGUUCCGUUUCUGCCGCAAAAUUUCCCGCUGUUACGCGACUUAUGUUCGCCAGAUCGAAAGCCCAUUUGGCUUCCAACACAGGCCCAAGGUCAAAGUCAAGUCAAGGUCAAGGUCAAAAAUCAAAAUCGAGACGCAUAGUCAAGGUCAAGGUCAAAAAUCAAAAUCAAGACGCAUAGUCAAGGUCAAGGUCAAAAAUCAAAAUCGAGACGCAGAGUCAAAGUCAAGAUCAAAAAUCAAAAUCAAAAUCCACGGUUAA
This is a messenger RNA of Phycomyces blakesleeanus NRRL 1555(-), 525 nucleotides long. RefSeq lists its product as hypothetical. The transcript is spliced from 4 exons. The record is from RefSeq and is a predicted model, not a curated record. The coding region runs from base 1 to 525 and encodes 174 amino acids. Lineage: Eukaryota; Fungi; Mucoromycota; Mucoromycetes; Mucorales; Phycomycetaceae.